AAUCUGUCAUUUUCAUUUAUAAAAUCAUGCAAGUUCUGAACGUCGCUUUGUGAACUUAAAUAUUUGUUUAAUUUAAUUAAUUAUAUUUUGUAACUGUGGUAUUUAUUAAUUAGUUAUCAAUAAAAUGGCUGACAAAGGACCACAGGCUGGAGACACGGGCCCACCAAAGGGAAUCCCCGCACUGAAAGCCCAUGUGGCAGCCAACAAAGUGGAUGUAGCGCUAUGGGGGAUCCGUGUACUCACUGUCCUCUUCACAAUAGGCUAUGUUAUGCCAAUAAUUAACAAUCCAGUGUCGGCGUUCUACAAAGCUUUGCUGGCAAACGCUGCGAUAUCCGCCCUGAGGCUGCACCAGAGGAUCCCGGCCCGCGAGAUCUCCCUGUCGAGGGAGUUCCUCACCCGGUUCUUCUUGGAGGACAGCGCGCACUACCUCUUCUACUCGUUAAUAUUUAUGAAUGUUACACCCAAUUUGUUGAUAUUGUUGCCAAUCUUCUUAUUUGCGCUGCUCCACGCCGCCUCGUACUCCCUAACGAUUCUAGACACCCUGGGCCAGAACUCUAUGUGGGUGGCGCGACUGCUCAUCUCGCUGGUUGAGUUCCAGUCACGGAAUAUUCUGCGGGUGGCUGCCCUGGCUGAGAUCCUCGUGUUCCCGCUCAUCGUUGGAAUGGCACUAUUCGGCUACUGUGGCCUGGUGACGCCGUUCGUGUACUACUACUUCGUGACGUGGCGCUACACGUCGCGGCGGAACCCUUACACGCGCAACAUGUUCCGUGAACUGCGCACCGCCGCAGAGAAACAAGCCGCGCGCCCCGCGCUGCCCGCGCCCAUCAAGUCCGCGCUGCUCGGAGGAGUGCAGCUCGUGUGCCGCAUGGCCCCGCCCGUGGAGGCCACGCCCCAAUAACGGCCGUGACCUGAUGGACUGGGACGGUAGACAAACAUUGUCCCCGGGCGCCGCUCGUCCACCAAUCGAAGUCAAAAUCAGAACUAUAUCAAGAUGUCACAAUAUAUUUAAGGACAAAUUUAAUAUAAAGCUUUAUUCACAUCAAGAGGCGCGGUGACAAUUUACAUUGACACAAAUGUAGCGUCCGAUCUACAUUAAGUUUUAAAUACAGUUCGUUUUAUUUUUAUUUUAACUUUUGGCCAAAAGCGAAA
Molecule: messenger RNA, 1149 nt
Organism: Achroia grisella
Lineage: Eukaryota; Metazoa; Arthropoda; Insecta; Lepidoptera; Pyralidae
Gene: Kr-h2
Product: Krueppel homolog 2
Exons: 7
Coding region: 125-898 (257 amino acids)
Biological process (GO): membrane organization; endoplasmic reticulum tubular network organization
Cellular component (GO): membrane; endoplasmic reticulum
Source: RefSeq, a predicted model, not a curated record